AUGGUACAAUCUGCUGUCUUAGGGUUCCCAAGAAUUGGUCCAAACAGAGAAUUGAAAAAAGCUACUGAAGGCUACUGGAACGGUAAAGUCACUGUCGAUGAAUUGCAAAAAGUAGCUAAGGAUAUCAGAGCUUCCAAUUGGAAAUUACAAAAAGCUGCUGGUGUCGAUAUCAUCCCUUCCAAUGAUUUCUCUUUCUACGAUCAAGUGCUAGAUUUGUCUCUCUUAUUUAAUGUCAUCCCUGACCGUUAUUCCAAGUAUCAAUUACCUUCUUUAGAUACCUAUUUUGCCAUGGGUAGAGGUCUACAAAGAAAAGCCACUGAAACUGAAAAGACUGUAGAUGUUACCGCUCUAGAAAUGGUUAAAUGGUUCGAUUCUAACUACCAUUAUGUCAGACCAACUUUCUCCCAUUCUACUACUUUCAAAUUAAAUGGUCAAAAGCCUGUUGACGAAUUCUUAGAAGCUAAAGAAUUAGGUAUUCAAACUAGGCCCGUCUUAUUAGGCCCUGUUUCAUUCCUAUACCUGGGUAAAUCUGACAAGGAUUCCUUAGAUUUAAACCCAUUAUCUUUGUUGGAUAAAUUGCUACCAUUAUACGCAGAAAUUUUAUCAACAUUAAGCGCUGCUGGUGCCACCGACGUCCAAUUAGAUGAACCUAUUUUAGUCUUAGAUUUACCACAAGAAGUUUUAGCUGCUAUCAAGAAGGCUUACUCUUUCUUCGGUCAACAAACUAAAUUACCAAAGAUCACUUUGGCUUCUUACUUCGGUACCGUUCUUCCAAACUUGGACACUAUCAAGGGUCUACCUGUCGAUUCUUUACAUUUCGAUUUCGUUAGAGCUCCAGAACAAUUUGAAGAAGUCAUUUCUGCAGUCGGCCCAAAUCAAAAACUUUCCGUUGGUAUUGUCGAUGGUAGAAACAUUUGGAAAAACAAUUUCGCUAAAUCUUCUCAAUUCGUCAACAAGGCAAUUUCUAUCUUUGGUGCUGAUAGAGUCAUUGUAUCCACUUCUUCUUCUUUAUUACAUACUCCAGUUGAUUUAGCAAAUGAAAAAUCUUUAGACACUGAAUUGAAAAAUUACUUCUCUUUUGCUACUCAAAAAUUAGAUGAAGUUGUCACCAUCGCCAAACAUGUUUCAGGCGAAGAUGUGUCUGCUGCUUUGAAAUCUAAUGCAGAUGCCAUUGCUGCUAGACAAACCUCUACCAUCAUCAAUGAUGCUAAGGUCCAAGAUAGAGUUGCUUCCAUUGACAGCAAAAUGUCCACAAGAGCCGCCCCAUUCGCCGAAAGAUUAGCUGAACAAGAACCAAUCUUCAACUUACCAUUGUUCCCAACUACUACUAUCGGUUCAUUCCCUCAAACUAAAGACAUUAGAAUUAACAGAAACAAAUUCAACAAGGGUACCAUCUCCGCUGAAGAAUAUGAAGCCUUCAUUAAUUCCGAGAUUGAAAGGGUUAUCAGGUUCCAAGAAGAAAUCGAUCUUGAUGUCUUAGUCCACGGUGAACCAGAAAGAAACGAUAUGGUUCAAUACUUUGGUGAACAAUUAAAAGGUUACGCCUUCACUACUAACGGUUGGGUUCAAUCUUACGGUUCAAGAUACGUCAGACCUCCAAUUAUUGUUGGUGAUUUAUCUAGACCAAAGGCCAUGUCUGUUAAAGAAUCUGUUUAUGCUCAAUCUAUCACCAAGAAGCACGUCAAAGGUAUGUUAACUGGUCCAAUUACAUGUUUAAGAUGGUCUUUCCCAAGAGAUGACGUUGACCAAAAGACUCAAGCUUACCAAUUAGCCUUAGCUUUGAGAGACGAAGUCAACGAUCUAGAAGCCGCUGGUAUUAAGAUUAUUCAAGUCGAUGAACCAGCCAUCAGAGAAGGUUUACCAUUAAGAGCAGGUGCUGAAAGAUCUGACUACCAAGUCUGGGCUGCUGAAGCUUUCAGAAUUGCUACUUCUGGUGUCACGAACAAGACUCAAAUUCACUCCCAUUUCUGUUACUCUGAUUUAGAUCCAAACCAUAUUAAGGCUUUAGAUGCUGAUGUUGUCUCCAUUGAAUUCUCUAAGAAGGAUGAUGCUGGUUACAUUGCCGAAUUCAGAGACUACCCAAAUCAUAUUGGUUUAGGUUUAUUCGAUAUUCAUUCCCCAAGAGUCCCAUCAAAGGAGGAAUUCAUUACCAAGAUUGAAACUAUCUUGAAAACCUACCCUGCUCAAAAAUUCUGGGUUAAUCCAGAUUGUGGUUUGAAAACUAGAGGAUGGGAAGAAACCAGACAAUCAUUAACCAAUAUGGUUGCUGCUGCUAAGUAUUUCCGUGAACAAUAUAGGAAAUGA
Kazachstania africana CBS 2517 is the source of this 2304-nucleotide messenger RNA. It is a transcript of the gene MET6, whose product is annotated as 5-methyltetrahydropteroyltriglutamate-homocysteine S-methyltransferase. Lineage: Eukaryota; Fungi; Ascomycota; Saccharomycetes; Saccharomycetales; Saccharomycetaceae. The record is from RefSeq and is a predicted model, not a curated record. Gene Ontology annotation, molecular function: 5-methyltetrahydropteroyltriglutamate-homocysteine S-methyltransferase activity; zinc ion binding. The coding region runs from base 1 to 2304 and encodes 767 amino acids. The transcript has a single exon.